AUGACGAUUUCUGAGUUGGAAGCUAAAAUUGAACAUAGUCGUACUAUGCGAGAUAAAUUUAUUCAAAUGAGGCCUUUAUUAAAGGAUAAAAAUGUAAUAUCUGAUUGUGAAACUCAAAUCAAAGAAUAUCAAAAAUAUAUUGAUUAUUUCACCGAGGAAUUACAUCGUUUAGAAAGUAAACAAAAUGAAAGUUCCCCUGGUUCAUUUUUACCAGAACAACAUGCAUCAUUCUCGAAAAAUAUGGACCCAUAUCAACAGCUAAAUCCUCCUAGGACAAGCUCUAUGGCUAAUAAUACAACCGAACCUAUUACUGCCAUAGUGGCUCAAUCAAAGAAGAAAAAAUAUUCAAACUUGGAUUUAUUAAUGUCAGAGACUCCUUAUAAUAAGCCUAAAGUGUCUCUUAAAUUACACGAAUUGGAAUAUAAAUUGGAUGUUGAAAAAACUGUUCUAAAAGGUAUUAGAGGCAUGUUCGAAGUCAUGGAACGUGACCCUUCCACCAACAGUAGAAGUCGUACUGAAUUACAAGAUAAAAUGCUUGAAAGUCAAGAAAAAUUAACUUUAUUAAAUUCUGCUUUAAGAAAAUACAAAACUUUAUAUAUUGGUGAAGGUGGAGAUGAAGAUGAUUAUGAAUUAGAAACACCACCUUCAGCUCGUCUACCUCCUGGUUUUCGUAGACCAGUCACAGGCAAACUUCAAAUAGAAAUUUUAGAGGCAACAGAAUUGGCUCAUGCACCUACUCGGAUGAUUCGUUCCCCUACAACAAUUGUUGUUGUCAAAAUUGAUAAUCAAAUCGUCUUUCGCUCAAGGCCCGCUCGUAACAGCGAUAAUAAAUGGAAUGAACUAUGUGAAACACAUGUUAAUAAAGCCUCUGAAAUUGAAAUCAGCAUUUACGAUCAAUCACCUGAAAAGUCUUUACCAAUCGGCUUUUUUUGGUUAAAGAUCACAGAUAUUACUGAGGGACUUCGUAAACGAAAAAUGCCACAAUGGAUGCUGGCUGAAGAAGCCCAGCAAAAGAAGCUUCAAGAAGUGAAAGAUGAUUUCGUAUCUCUAUCUCAGGAGGAAGAAGAUAAGAUGAGACAACAACUGAAUACGGCUACAAUAGCUCCACAACAGAAUACUGAAAGUGGUAUUGAAGCCUGGUUUGAUGUCGAGCCAGUGGGUAAAUUGGCUCUUCGGUUAAACUUUGUUCGUACAGAAGGAAAUCGUCGUCCAAUGGAUAAAUUAGGUCGUGCUGGUGCUGUUCGUCAACGUCGUGAAGAAGUGGUUGAAGUAAACGGUCAUCAAUUUGUAGAAAAGAGAUUCUACAAUGUUAUGAAGUGCGCACUUUGUCAGGAAUUUUUUGUUAAUAGUGGCUUUCAAUGUGAAGAUUGUGAAUACACUUGUCAUAAGAAAUGCUCUAGUAAAGUCGUUACUAAGUGCUUAGCAAAUUCUAAAGAUAAUGAUUCUGAUGAAGAUAAAUUGAAUCAUAAAAUUCCUCAUCGUUUCGAACCUAUUACAAAUAUUGGCGCUAAUUGGUGCUGUCAUUGUGGUUAUAUGUUGCCAUUGGGCUCACGUGGGUCUAAAAAAUGUUCAGAAUGCAGUGUAACCGCUCAUAACCAAUGUGAACAUUAUGUACCAGAUUUCUGUGGCCUUAGUAUGGAGAUGGCAAAUCAAAUGCUUGCAGAAAUUAAAGCUGCAGCAAAACGUAAGACGACUGGUUCAGAAUCAAACAAAUCAUCGAGUAGUCAUCGUAUUUCUAAUACUAAUAAGGAGGCGCCUCUUCCUGCUUUACCAACUCAACAUUCACCUAGUUUAGAUAAUGAUAAUAGCGAAGGGCUUAGUUCUCAGUUCUCUUCAUCAGUGACCCUUGUUUCUUCUCCUCAAAAGAGUAGUAGUAGCCCUGUUACUCCUCAAACAUCUCCUUCUGUACAUCAUAUGCUACAACAACAACAACAACAACAACAACAACAACAACAGCAAACACCUUAUUAUCCUCCUUCUAUGACUAUGCCUCAGCCACCUAGAAUAUAUCCACAACAACAACAACAACAACAACAGCAACAACAAAGACCUCCUCCUGUUUUACCACAACAUCAAUCCCCUUAUAUUAACCCAAAUUUAAGUGUUGAUUAUAGACACCAGCAACAACAGCCUAUGUAUUAUCAUCAUCAACAACCUUCCCCACCUAUCAUGAGGCCACCCCAUUCUCCUUACAAUAAUGGUCCCUAUCCAGCGAAUAACAUGAUGAUGGGAAGACCUCAACCUAAUCCUGCCUAUAAUCCUAAUUAUCAUCUUUAUCAACAGCAGCAGCAACAACAACAACAACAACCAUUGAUACAAAAACAGCCCAGUAUGAUUCAACAGCAACAAAGACCUAAAAAAGUUGCUUUAGAUAAUUUUAGUUUCCUAGCUGUUCUUGGUAAAGGUAACUUUGGCAAAGUCAUGUUAGCUGAAGAAAAACAUGAUAAAAAAUUAUAUGCUAUCAAAAUGUUAAAAAAGAGAUUUAUUAUUGAUAAUGAUGAAAUUGAAAGUGUUCGUUCUGAAAAACGUGUCUUUCAAGCAGCAAACCGUGAACGCCAUCCUUUCUUGAUUAACCUACACUCAACCUUCCAAACCGAAACUCGUGUUUAUUUUGUAAUGGAGUACGUAAGUGGUGGUGACCUUAUGUGGCACAUUCAACGCGGUCAAUUUUCGGAACGAAGAGCCAAAUUUUAUGCAUGUGAAGUCCUGUUAGCACUUGAAUAUUUUCAUAGUCAAAACAUUAUUUAUCGAGACUUAAAGCUAGAUAAUAUCAUGUUAGGUCUGGAUGGUCAUAUCAAGAUGGCAGAUUAUGGUCUUUGUAAGGAAAAUAUGGGUUAUGGAAAGACGACAGGUACCUUUUGUGGUACACCUGAAUUUAUGGCACCUGAAAUUUUGCGUGAGCAAAGUUAUGGGCGUGCAGUUGAUUGGUGGGCCUUUGGCGUUCUUGUGUAUGAAAUGCUACUUGGUCAAUCUCCCUUCCGUGGCGAAGAUGAAGAUGAAAUCUUUGAUGCCAUCUUAGAGGACGAUAUAUUGUAUCCUAUUAAUAUGUCCAGUGAUUCUAUCUCCAUCUGUCAACAGUUAUUGCAACGUGAACCCACACAAAGAUUAGGUGCAGGUCCUGAUGAUGCUAUCUCUAUUAAACGACAUCCAUUCUUUAGAGGUGUCAAUUGGGAAGAUAUGCUAGCUAAAAGAGUUCCACCUCCAUUUUAUCCUUCCAUCUCAAAUCGCUUGGAUACGUCGAAUUUUGAUGAGGAGUUUACGAAUGAGACACCUGCUUUGACGCCCAUUGAUUCUAACCUGACGCGUGUUGAACAACAAGAAUUCCAAGCAUUUUCUUAUGUUGCUGAUUGGGCCAUGUGUUAG
Molecule: messenger RNA, 3363 nt
Organism: Cokeromyces recurvatus
Lineage: Eukaryota; Fungi; Mucoromycota; Mucoromycetes; Mucorales; Mucoraceae
Exons: 6
Coding region: 1-3363 (1120 amino acids)
Biological process (GO): protein phosphorylation; signal transduction
Molecular function (GO): ATP binding; protein serine/threonine kinase activity
Source: RefSeq, a predicted model, not a curated record